Messenger RNA from Cololabis saira (Pacific saury), 3157 nucleotides. RefSeq names its product G protein-coupled receptor 156 (gene gpr156). The transcript has 9 exons. Gene Ontology annotation, biological process: G protein-coupled receptor signaling pathway; gamma-aminobutyric acid signaling pathway. Gene Ontology annotation, molecular function: G protein-coupled GABA receptor activity. Lineage: Eukaryota; Metazoa; Chordata; Actinopteri; Beloniformes; Belonidae. The record is from RefSeq and is a predicted model, not a curated record. Bases 33 to 2459 code for a protein of 808 amino acids. Gene Ontology annotation, cellular component: G protein-coupled receptor heterodimeric complex; membrane.
UGUACGUGGUGGUAGACGGACUGGGUCGGGUCAUGGAGCCUGAGCUGAACUGCAGCAGCCAGUGUGAUUCUGCUCGUUGCCUGAUUGAGGCUGGAGUCGGCAGGGAGGACGGCCUGGACGUGCUACAGAGACUCUGCAGCCUCAGCCGGGUGUCGGUGCAGCAGCCCAGGCGGUCCAUCUCCCCGGUGCUGAGCGCGGUGGUGUGGACGCUGCUCUCCUGCGGCAUCCUGUCGGCCUUCUGCUUCCUCUUCUUCACCAUGCGCUUCAAAAACAACAGGAUAGUGAAGAUGUCCAGCCCCAACCUGAACGUCCUGACCCUCCUCGGAAGUGUCCUCACCUACGUCAGCGGCGUCCUGUUUGCAGUUGACGCACAAACUUCUUCCCUGGCUGACACGUCCAUGGCUGUGUUGCAGGCGCGGAUCUGGACGCUUUGCGUCGGCAGUACGCUGGUGUUUGGCCCAAUUCUGGGGAAGACUUGGAGGCUGUACAGAGUCUUCACCCAGCGAGUGCCUGACAAGAGAGUGAUCAUCCGGGACAUCCAGCUGAUCGGCAUGGUGGCUCUGCUGGUGCUGCUGGACCUGCUGGUCCUCACCGCCUGGAACCUGACCGACCCCGUCAGGUGUUCGCGAUCCGUCGCAGCCGUCGUCAAGGAGAUGGAGAGAGACGUUUUCUAUUCUCUGUCUCAGCUGGAGUCUUGUUCUUCCGUGCACUCAAACAUCUGGCUUGUCAUUAUCGCUGUCAAGAAGGGUAUCCUUCUCCUCUACGGCACCUAUCUGGCCGGGCUGACCAGCAACGUCAGCCGUCCUCCGGUCAACCAGUCCCCCACCAUCAUCACAGCCGUCGCCCUGGUUACCGUCUCCUCCGCCGUGGCCGUCCCCGUGUCCUCCUUCCUGCAGGCCUGGCCCAACCUGGUCUGCAGCACCGUGGCCGGAGCCAUUUUCCUCUGCACGCUGGCCACCAACUGCAUGCUGUUCGUGCCUCAGCUGACCCAGUGGCGGCAGUUUGAGGAGGAUCAGAACGACCCGAGUCAGAUGGCCAAGUAUUUCAGCAGCCCCAGUAAGAGCCAGGCGUCUGCGUACAGCCAGGACGAGGUCUUCUACCUGCUGGGAGAAAACAGCUCCAUGAAGAAACUCCUGACCGAGAAAAACGCGGUGAUUGACAGUCUUCAGGAGCAGGUAAACAGCGCCAAGGAUAAACUGCUGCGGCUCAUGACGGAAAGCCAGCCCCCCAAGGAGCAGGAGGUCGACUCCUCCUCCACUUACCUCAACUCGUCCUCCACCCAGACCACCGAUCUCCAGUCUGAAGGCACCUCUUCGUCCUCUCUACCUCAGAGAGACUCUAAAUCCAGACCCUCACCCCCGAGCAUCACUGCUCCCCCGUCUUCAUCAAAUCCUCCGUCCUCCGAACCGACUUGUGCCCCCGUCUCCACGACCCCUGCUUCUGUUUUGUUCCCUCACCCCGAAGACGUUUCCGGGAGUGAAACUCGGAACGAUGUCUCGUCUGAGCCCGACGCAGCAGAGGACGUCCAGCAGCCCGCGUCCUUCUCGUUUCCUGGCAGGACGGCGGAGGAAACGGUCAAGUUUGUCACUUCCCUCCAAACCCGUAGAGGACUAAACCCGACCCGGGUUGAAACGUUUGCCGGUCAGAAUGGUUUGAAGUUCCUGACGGGGUCAAACCUGAGGCCGACUGGUUUUGUGAGCAGCGAGCAGCUGCAGGAGAUCCUGCAGGGGCUGAGCGUGGACGCGGUCAUGGAGACCACGCUCCGAUCUCCCGUUCAGGCGUCCAGGACUCCUUCCCAGGUCAAACUGAGCGCGCUCUCCCCCCUGUCGCCACGGACACCCUGCUCCCCCCAUCCUCCCGAUCACUUCCGCUACCCCUGCGUAUCCCCCUGCAUGGUUAGGAAACGCCGGCCGCCCUUUUACUCCGGCAGGAGACGGCUGGCGCCUCCGGGCUUCUACACGGGUCCGGAGGUUCGUGGCUGCAGGAGGCCGACGGAUAACUGUGAACACCAAAAUCCCGAGGAAAGCACCCUGUGCAACACUCUCCUCCAUGCUCACAGCUGCACCCCGGACAUAGAAAACCAGCUAGAGGAGGAGGAGGAGGACGCAAACAGGCAGGAGGUGAUGAGAAAAUGCCAGAGAUGCCUCUUAAGGUGUUACAGAUGUUGUUCGGGACAGAACCGCUCAGCUCUAGGUGACACGGAGGAGGGCGGCGAAAAGGACCAGCGCCAUAAACACAUCAGAGACUCCAGCGGAUACUGGGACUCGGACUCCAGCAGCUCCACGGAUUAUUGCUACUAUCACCUGCCGUACUGCGACUCCUGCCUGCAGCGAGGCUCCCUGGUGGACUCGGACAGCUCCUCGGACUCCUCGGACAGCGAGUACGACGACUACACGGGCCUGUAUCGCCCCCCGCGCCCCGUGGUGUUCAAAGACGACCUGAAGCCCACUUUCGUAUGAAUAAAUGUUUACUGCACUUUUGAAACCGUAUUUAUUCAUUUAUAUAGCUUGUUAGAGCAGGAGACACCGGGAUCAAUGUGUAUGAAGUGGAUGUGAUUUGUGUCGUUUUACUGCUGAUUUAAUUAGUUUUUCCUUCGAUAUGAAGAGAUGACCUUUAUUCUUGAAUUAUGCAGCACAGGACAGAGCUGUGGCUCAAACGCACAACGUUUAUUUAAAUAUGGGUUUUGGAUUUAUUUUUGUGCACAUUUUGACUGACACACCAAAACAAACAAAAAUCUAGAAAAAAAUUUCAAUAAUUUUCAAAAUAAAAUAAAAAUAAGGCUAAAACAAGCGCAAAAUGAAAGGUUUGACAAGAAAGAAAUGGGCUCUGUUUGAUAUUGUGUAAUCAUAUUUAUUUUUUAUAUUUAUUUGUCUAUAUUUUGGUGUGAAAAUUUUUUAAAUAAAUGAUGUUCCCCUUUUCAAAAUAUUUUACAGUCACUAAUAUAAAUAUUCUUAUAAUGAUAUUGUGGCAUUUUAUUGCAGAAUCAGGCUUUUUUUAAUUUAUGAUUUUUUCCACGACAGCAGCAGAACUGCAUAAUGCAACGUUUCAUUCACAGCACAAUGUGCUUAAAUGGUAAUAUGCCAUGCCAGUGUCAUUCCUGCAUAACUAAUAUGUAUUUUACAGGAAAGUGUUGCGGUUAUCUGGAGUGUGAGCUUCA